Molecule: messenger RNA, 621 nt
Organism: Micromonas pusilla CCMP1545
Lineage: Eukaryota; Viridiplantae; Chlorophyta; Mamiellophyceae; Mamiellales; Mamiellaceae
Product: mitochondrial protein translocase family
Exons: 1
Biological process (GO): protein import into mitochondrial matrix
Cellular component (GO): TIM23 mitochondrial import inner membrane translocase complex; mitochondrial inner membrane
Molecular function (GO): transmembrane protein transporter activity
Source: RefSeq, a predicted model, not a curated record
CGGGAGCCUUGCCCUCAUCGUAUUUUCGACGACAUCGGGGGCGCGUUUGCGAUGGGUGUAGUAGGCGGUGGAGCUGUGAAUUUGCUCAAGGGUUUUUAUAAUUCACCGAAAGGUCACGUCAUUGCAGGUGGUUUUGAGGCUGUGAGGCGCGAGGCUCCCAAGAUCGGUGGUAGCUUUGCUGUUUGGGGUGGUCUCUUCUCAGCUUUUGACUGCACCCUCGUGGCACUGCGUCGCAAGGAAGACCACUGGAAUCCUAUCAUUUCUGGCGCACUAACCGGUGGCACGUUGCAGCUGCGAUACGGUCUUUCAUCCGCGGGGAGAUCAGCAGCAUUCGGGGGGUUUCUUCUCGCAGUCAUCGAGGGUAUUUCUAUAAUGCUAACGCGAGUCACUGCACCGCCCCCUCCAGUACCCCAACCAGUUGAUUUGCACACUGGUCCUGCUGCUAACAUGCCGACUCCGCCCGUCACUGUCAAUGAAAGUGCCUCGACUGAAGGUUUAAUGCACGCCUCCUCAGACGAUAAUAUACAAAAACGCAGUGGGUUUUGGUCGGAGAAAUUAGGCGGAGGUGGUAAAGAGAGAGACAAACAACACCGGCAAUUUGUAGACCCUGAAACAAAGUAA